Molecule: messenger RNA, 2420 nt
Organism: Hevea brasiliensis (rubber tree)
Lineage: Eukaryota; Viridiplantae; Streptophyta; Magnoliopsida; Malpighiales; Euphorbiaceae
Product: cysteine-rich receptor-like protein kinase 10
Exons: 7
Coding region: 147-2159 (670 amino acids)
Biological process (GO): protein phosphorylation
Molecular function (GO): ATP binding; protein kinase activity
Source: RefSeq, a predicted model, not a curated record
CCCCUCUCCUGAGAAACACGGCACAGAAUGGUCGGCGGUGCCUUUUGACCUCCCACCACUAAUUCCCCAUUUGAUAUUUAUAUAUCACCAACCGUCCUCCCGUAAUAAACACAUUGAUCCAUAAUCAAAGUUGCAAGAGAAUUUCCAUGGUAGAAAUGCUUACUUUCAAAUUCUCUCUGGCAUCUGUGUUUGUUUUCUCCCUCAGCUUUAGGAUCAUAAUUAUUUCUGAGGCAGCAGGUCCUACUUAUGUUUAUCAUUCCUGUCCCAACACAACAACUUUCACUACAAACACCACAUACCAUUCCAACCUCAAUCUCCUCCUCUCAUCUCUCAACUCCAACACCACUCGCAAAAAUGGAUUCUACAACACGACCGCAGGCCAAAACCCAAACACAGUUUAUGGCCUUUUUCUUUGCCGCGGUGACUUAAGCACACAAGUCUGCCAAGAUUGUGUCACCUUUGCUACCCGAGACAUCGUUCAACGAUGUCCUGUGGAAAAAGUUGCCUUCAUUUGGUACGAUGAGUGCCUUCUGCGUUACUCAAAUCGGUCCAUCUUCUCCAUAAUCGAACAAAAUCCGAUGCGAGCAUUAUAUAAUACGCAGAAUAUAACCCAACAGGAUCGUUUCAACAAGCUAGUAGCAGAAACCAUGAAAGAUGCAACAGCUAAGGCAGCCAGCGCUAUUUCAGGUGCUAAAAAGUUUGGAACAGAAGUUGCUAAUUUCACGAGCUUUCAGACACUUUACAGCCUCGUGCAAUGCACACCAGACCUAUCUGAGGCUGAUUGCAAUAGGUGUUUAAGGCAAGCUAUUGCGUAUCUUCCUGCCUGUUGCAGUGGAAAGCAAGGAGCGCAGGUUCUAACUCCUAGCUGUAGCACUAGAUAUGAAUUGUAUCCGUUUUAUAACUUGAAGGAGGUAGCAGCUCCACCUCCUUCACAUCUGUUUCUUUCUCCGCCUCCACCUCCUCUAAUAGGACCUAAAGAUAAAAGCCAUAACCCAUCGGCAAUAAUCAUCGCUAUUGUUGCUCCAAUUGCUGUGUCCGUUUUGCUUUUCGUAUUAGGAUGCUGUUUCCUAAGUCGAAGGGCAAGAAAGAAGCAGAACUUUACCAUAGAAGAAGAAAAUGAUGGAGAUGAAAUUAUGACUAUAGAAUCCUUACAAUAUGACUUUGCUACCAUAGAAGCUGCCACUAGCAUGUUCACUGAGGAUAACAAGUUAGGCGCAGGUGGAUUUGGUGACGUUUACAAGGGUACACUUCCUAAUGGACAAGAAAUAGCUGUGAAGCGGUUAUCAAGAAGCUCUGGGCAAGGCAUAGAAGAAUUUAAGAAUGAGGUUAUAUUGGUAGCCAAGCUUCAACACAGAAAUCUUGUCAGGCUAUUGGGAUUUUGCUUGGAAGGAGAAGAAAAGAUACUAAUCUAUGAGUUUGUUCCCAACAAGAGCCUCGACUGUUUUCUAUAUGACCUAGAAAAACAAGCACAACUGGAUUGGACACAACGCUACAAAAUAAUAAAAGGGAUCGCUCGAGGCACUCUUUAUCUUCACGAGGACUCUCGAUUUAAAAUCAUUCAUCGAGAUUUAAAAGCCAAUAAUAUUUUAUUAGAUAAAAAUAUGAAUCCAAAAAUUUCAGAUUUUGGACUUGCAAGGAUUUUUGGAGUUGAUCAAACUCAUGCAAAUACAAACAGAAUCGUUGGGACAUAUGGCUAUAUGUCUCCAGAAUACGCAAUGCAUGGACAGUUCUCGACAAAGUCUGAUGUAUAUAGUUUUGGUGUCUUAAUUCUUGAGAUAGUAACCGGAAAGAAGAAUGGUUCAUUCUCAGGCGACCUCAUGAGCUACGUUUGGAAAAAAUGGAAAGAUGGGAUGGCAUUGGAUGUGUUGGAUCCGACUCUGAGAGGUUCUUGUUCAAGAAAUGAAGUAACCAGAUGUAUUCAUAUAGGCUUACUAUGUGUCCAGCAAGAUCCAGCUGAAAGACCUACAAUGGCAACAAUUGUUCUUAUGCUUAGCAGUCGCUCUGUUACUCAACCAUUGCCUAAACAGCCAGGAUUUUUCUUUGAUGGUAGAAGGGAGCAAAAUACAGUGACAAAGGAAGUGCAGUUGGAUCAACCUACGAGCGUUUCGACACCCUUGCCCGUCGACGAAGCAUCAAUUACUGAAGUGUAUCCUAGAUAGGCAGUACACAAACAAAGAUGAUGUCCUAAUAUGAUCUAGAAAAUGAAGAUGUUAGCCAAAUAGGCCCAAGGCCCAGAUAGGAAGUCCUUUCUUCUGGUAAAUUAACAUUAUAGUAUGGCAAAGCCCAUCAGCGAUCAUGCAAUUACUGGCUUGAUUUGUCAAAAUUGCUAAGUUUACUUUCUACUGGAUCUCUAUUGAUAUGAUUGAGAUUCACAUGUACCUUUUCUAAGUAUUGGUUAAAAAUGCUCAUAUUGACCUUUA